UCUAUGCGAAACGGACAAAAUCCGGACGAAACCCGACGUCAGUUUCGGGUGGUGCUGUGGAGUUGGCCUCACGAAAGUAACUUUCCUCCUCGGCAUGAGCCGUUGAGCCAUUGCCCUUCCAAUUCGUCCGACUUCGCAUCUCCCUUCUCCCGAGGAGUGGCAGAGCUCGCCUCCCUCCGGUCGUCGUCCUCAUCAGCAUGAGCGGUUUCCUCGCUGUGGCCGGCAAGAUUGUCACGUUCCUGCUGUGGGUGCUCUUCCUGGUCCUGCAGACAGCCACCAAGGUUGUCGGGGGCCUACUGCAGGUCGCACCUCCAGCCGAGCCACAAGAUGAGCCGCAACCAGAAGCAGCACCAGGACCCAGAUCGCCGCCGGAUGCGAGGAACCGCGCCGGCGGCGGCCCCGCGGACCCAUACGAGCCGCGGUCACAGCUGUGGGACCUACCACCGCCCACCCACACCGCUCCGGUGACGGAUGAGUAUCACUCGUCUUCGAUCUACCGGCGGAGGGUGAGCGCCCCUCAGGCCGUUGAGGAUUUAGUGGUUUCCUCCAGCGGUUACUCUCGUUUUGCCGUGACAGCAGCGCCAGCCCCUCCGGCUCAUGCUGUCUCAGCGCCACCUGUUUCGCGGACAAUUAAGACACCGGCAGUUGCCAGUAAGCGGCCCAAGCUGGAGAGAAAGUACUCCAAGAUUGUGGACCAGUACCGCUCCUUGGAUGAGGUUAUUGAAGCAUUAGCGCAAGCUGGCCUUGAGUCUUCCAAUUUAAUCAUUGGAAUUGAUUUCACAAAAAGUAAUGAAUGGACAGGAAAGAGUUCAUUCAAUGGUAUGAGCCUGCAUCAUAUUGGUGAUGCCCCCAAUCCUUAUGAGCAGGCAAUCUCCAUCAUUGGGCAAACACUGUCAGCUUUUGAUGAGGAUAACUUAAUUCCGUGCUAUGGUUUUGGAGAUGCAUCUACACAUGACCAAGAUGUAUUUGCCUUCAAUCCUGACGAAAGACCAUGCUAUGGGUUUCAAGAGGCUUUGGCUCGAUAUAGAGAAAUUGUUCCUCAUCUUCGUCUUUCCGGUCCUACAUCAUUUUCUCCAAUAAUUGAAAUGGCCACAACCAUUGUUGAGCAAAGCGGUGGCCAAUACCAUGUUUUAGUAAUAAUCGCUGAUGGACAGGUCACACGAAGUGUUAACACUGAAUUUGGUCAAUUAAGUACCCAAGAGCAGAUGACUGUAGAUGCUAUUGUGCAAGCCAGUGAAUUUCCUUUGUCUAUAAUUCUGGUCGGAGUUGGAGAUGGUCCUUGGGAUAUGAUGAACGAAUUUGAUGACAACAUUCCUGCUAGAUCUUUUGACAAUUUCCAGUUUGUCAACUUCACUGGAAUCAUGUCAAAAAAGAUCAGUCAAAGCAACAAGGAGACAGAGUUUGCCCUUUCAGCACUCAUGGAAAUACCUUUGCAGUACAAAGCAACAUUACAGCUUGGAAUACUGGGGUGUCGACUUGCAAAGUCUCCUGAGCGAGUUCCACUUCCUCCUCCUUUUGCAAGUUAUAAUAGCACCUCAAGAGCAGCACCAUAUCGGGCAAAUAACUUUCGAAGUGUGCCUUCUAAUCUUAGGGAGGAGGCAACUUUAGAUUCAACAAUCACACUGUCAGUUACACCCCCACCAGCUGCAGAUGCUGGAGCAUCAGAACUCCAAUUGUGCCCAGUUUGCCUUGCCAAACCCCGGGAUAUGGCAUUUGGUUGUGGUCAUCAGACUUGUUCAGGGUGUGGACCGCAGGUCGCGGAUUGCCCCAUCUGUCGAAGGCCAAUUGAUACAAGAGUAAAACUAUACUAACAGCCUCACAUGCCUAACUAGGUUUGACUGAAGUACGUUGGAGUGUUUGAAGUAGAAUCUAGGGAAAAGAAAAGAACUCUGGAGUGUUGGAAGUAGAAUCCAUGGAAAAGAAAAGAACUCUGUUUGUACUGUAGCUUGUACAGUAGAGAAAAUGAAUAACAGUUGUGUACUGCUAUAUGUUACUCCUUCCGUUCUUAAAUAUAAGUUUUUAUA
Molecule: messenger RNA, 2024 nt
Organism: Hordeum vulgare subsp. vulgare (domesticated barley)
Lineage: Eukaryota; Viridiplantae; Streptophyta; Magnoliopsida; Poales; Poaceae
Product: E3 ubiquitin-protein ligase RGLG2-like
Exons: 12
Coding region: 198-1811 (537 amino acids)
Source: RefSeq, a predicted model, not a curated record